Messenger RNA from Physella acuta, 2789 nucleotides. RefSeq names its product outer dense fiber protein 2. The record is from RefSeq and is a predicted model, not a curated record. Gene Ontology annotation, biological process: regulation of cilium assembly. Lineage: Eukaryota; Metazoa; Mollusca; Gastropoda; Physidae. Gene Ontology annotation, cellular component: centrosome.
GUUUAUGAUAAUGGCGUCUGUGGAGAAUUAAAACGAUGAAUAGUUAGCACAUGAAAGAUCAUUGCAUUCUGCUAAAUGCUCUCUAGAGGACGUAAUAAAAAAAUGACGAAGGAAAAAGGGCUUCACCCUACUUCUCCUAUUCAUGUUCAUGUGGAUGAUACACCUGUACAUGUUCAUGUGAAGAAAGGAAAGAAAAAGAAUGCUCUUGCGAAGUCUGCUAGCAAUAUGAGACUUCAGAAAUCAACAGCUGCGUCCAGAGCCCGAGCGAGGAGUAUGAGCCCCCCCUCCAAAACUGGACCCUGGGUGCCUGCACCAGGUAAAGCCACACGAGGAGGCAGGGUCACAUGGCAGGGAGCAGGCUCAAAGCUGGAGGUAAACCAUUUACGCAGCAGUGAUUUAUCAACUGAUGACGAGGAGAGGGCAGGACAUGAAGUCAGGAAAUACGAGAAAAAGAUCAAUAACUUACUCAAUGAGGUUGGCAGUCUCAAAAAUGAGUAUAGCAUGAAAGAAACUUGUAGACUACACUGUGUUGCUCAUGAAUUAAAACUUGUUGUCCUACAAAAAGCUCUGAAAGAAAUAGAACACAAAGAUGACCUCCUGAACACAUCCUCUAGGAUCCUGGAGCGCCAGGAAGCAGAGCUGGAACAUGUUGAAGAAGAGCUGGCCGCUACAGAAACUGAAAACAAACUUCUCAGGCAGAACAUGCACCUUAUAUCAGAAGAGGUGGAGAUAACUAAAAGCCAGAAAGACUUGCUGAACUAUGACAGAGAGAAACUAAUGAAGAAACUGAUAGAAGCUGAGAUGGAUGGGCAGGCUGCAUCACAGCAGGUGCGUGAGCUUAAAGAUUUGAUCAGGCGUCUGAAGGAUGACUUCCAGAUGAGCACUGCUGACCAGGCCCGUCUGGCCAAGCAGAAAGAAUUGUUCCUGGAAACUAUGGCAGACUUUGAGGCGACCAACCGCACGCUGCGACAUCUCUUGCGUGACCAGCACCGGCUGGAGGCCUCGGGGCUACGGCUGAGUGAACAGAGGGAUGUUUUGAUGAGAAAACUGGCAGAUUCGGAUAUUUCUAAUGAGAGAAUGAGGAACCAGCUACUGGACUGUGAAACUUUGAUCACAGAACUCCGCAACCAGCUCCGUGCUGAGAAGGAAGAGAGAAUGGCACUGAGUAACUUGCAAGGUUCCCUAGAGAACACAAGGGGCCAUUUACAGAAACAGUUGCGGACAAAGGAAGCUGAUUGUAAUAGGAUGGCUGUCCAAAUACGUAGCUUGGAGGGUCAUUUAGCAGAAGAGAAGCUAGAGAGGGAAAGACUGCAGGAAAUUGUGGGCUCCUCCAAAGACAGGACAGACCGUGACAAAGAUGCACUUAAAAAAGCUGCCAGGGCACAAAAGGUCAGGGCCGAGAGACUGGAGGAGGAGGUGAGUCGACUGACUAAACAGCUGACUGACCUGCAGUGCCAAGGGUCUGAGCAAACAGCCAGGUUGUCAUCCACCCACGCCAGGUUUGAGAGUCUGGCCAGGGAGAAGGAAUCUCUCAGCAAAGAUUGUGAGCAGUAUAGGGCGAAAAUUGCUGAGUUGGAAUCAUUGAUAGAGAGAAUUGAAGACACAGCCAAGUCACAGAAUGAAUCCUUGACCACUAGACUUCAUGACAAGAUAACAGAGAACACAAAUCUUAGACUUGAAAAUGAACGAAUAAAGAAUUCUGUGAAUAUCUUGGAGACCAAACUGCGACAAUCCGAUGAAGACAUCCAGCAGUUGCGCGGAACAAUUAAACAAUAUGAGAAACUGGUCGACGAGUAUAAAGAACAGGUCCUAAAGGAUAGCUUUAGAUGGAAACCAGCUCUUGUAGAAAUUCUUGCCAGCCGCACUAGAAACGAAGCAGACGAGUCCUUUGUUAAGCUGGAGGAGCAGUCGAGGGAGAAGGAGAGGAUCCAGAGAGAAGGGGAGCAGGAGCUGGAGAAGGUCAAGAUGCGCCUGCACCAGCGCCUGGAGGAGCUGGAGCCGCUGCCGGAGAUGCUGAGGGCCACGGAGCUGCGGCUGCAUGAGGCUAAUGAACAGAUGAUGGCCUACGAGCGGAGGAAUGCUGAGAAUGUCAAGGUCAUUGCUGAGCUCACAGCCAAGCUUGAAUAUCACUCCGGUGCUACAGAGCAGUACAGAAAUAAAUGUAAUGACUCCAUGGACUCAAAUAGAUCACUACAGUCCAAGUACGACAGCUUAGAAAGACGACUGAAAGAUCUAGAGGAGCAGAACGCUGAACUUCACUCCAACCAGACCAAGUUACAGGACAUAAUCCAUCAGGAAUCUCUUCGCCUAGAAGAGAAAACCAGAGAAAAUGCCAGCCUGACCAGACAGCUAGAGAAUGCCCUGAUGGACAACCGCAAACAACAAGAACAAUACAGGGACAGAUUCACAUCCAAGGAACGAACAUACCAGAGCAGGAUAGUUGACCUUGAGACUCAGCUGAGUGAGUUAAGAGCUGAACAUGCGAAACAGAAGAGAGAAAAAGAAGAGAACGAGCGCAAGUUCAACUCUCGACUCUACGACCUAAAAGACAGGCUGGAACAAUCACACUCCACCAACCGCUCCAUGCAGAACUACGUCCAGUUCCUCAAGAACUCUUACUCCACUGUCUUUGGUGAGCCUGGUGCAUCCAUACCAGCCCCACCCUCCCCUAUUAAACAUUACCCCUGAUUAAACCUCGAUUAUUUUAAAUCCCGUUUUAAAUGUCUUAAAUGAAUGUCCAGUUUAUAUAAAUUAUUAAAGAAUUGUGACUUUUAUUUUCGGGUAAUUUC